AUGGAUAUGCUGGCAACUCAGAAAAGGAGGGAUUUUCGGAAGAGAAAAAUGGAGGGCAGGUCAAAGCCUUCCCAGAUGACUCAGUCUUCCCAGUCAGGGGUUUCUACUUGGAAGAAGCCCAGAUCCAGUGGUUCUGAUAGUAGCGCUUCAACUGCUACACUGUGCAGUAAGUGUGGACGAGUGCAUAAGGGAGAGUGCCUCUCAGGCACUAAUACUUGUUACUGGUGCCAUCAGCUUGGGCACAUGGCGAAGUCUUGUCCUCUUUUGGGUCAGAAAUCUGCUACAGAUGUGAGGUCAGGCAAUAAUGCUCAGAGGACAGCUGGUAGACCAAGAGCUGUGGAGUCUACAGCUUCUGUUCCUUCUCAAGGUCAGACUCGUCAGAAUGUUCAGCCACGAGUCUAUGGACUGUCCCAGCAAGAAGCUAAGGGAUCUCCUGAUGUGGUUACAGGGACACUCCUUAUGUGCGAUAGACCCGUUAGAAUCCUGUUUGAUACUGGAGCGUCACACUUCUUUGUUUCAAAAGGAUUUGUUAUAUCUGCUAAAUUGCUUCCUACCUUUAUGUUGAAGUCUCUAUCAGUUUUGAUGCCUAAUGGGAAUCAUAUGAAAGCUAAUCAGAAAUGUCAAGUAAAGUUGAGGAUUUGUGAUAAGAAGUUUGAGGCUGAUCUGAUUGUAUUGCCUCUAUAUGAGUUUGAUGCAAUCUUAGGCAUGGAUUGGUUAUCUUGCCAUUUCGUGACUAUAGAUUGUAACAAGAAGGAGGAUAAGUUUUCUUAUGUUAAGGAAGAGAAGAAGGAAGAAAGAGAGCUGAAGGAUAUUCCAAUUGUUCAGGAAUUCGCAGAAGUAUUUUCUGAUGAUCUACUUGGUUUACCUCCAAGUAGAGAAAUAGAUUUCUCUAUUGAGUUAGUGGCAGGAGCUGAACCUGUUGCUAAGGCUCCUUACAUAAUG
Molecule: messenger RNA, 942 nt
Organism: Dendrobium catenatum
Lineage: Eukaryota; Viridiplantae; Streptophyta; Magnoliopsida; Asparagales; Orchidaceae
Exons: 3
Molecular function (GO): zinc ion binding; nucleic acid binding
Source: RefSeq, a predicted model, not a curated record